Molecule: messenger RNA, 687 nt
Organism: Drosophila rhopaloa
Lineage: Eukaryota; Metazoa; Arthropoda; Insecta; Diptera; Drosophilidae
Gene: Obp56d
Product: general odorant-binding protein 56d
Exons: 2
Coding region: 86-481 (131 amino acids)
Biological process (GO): sensory perception of smell
Molecular function (GO): odorant binding
Source: RefSeq, a predicted model, not a curated record
AAAAUCGUAUAAAAGCCAGGUGUUAACAGAAUAAAGCAAACAGUACCGAUACCAAAGGGUUUCCAACUACAUCUCAUCCGCCACCAUGAAGUUCCUGAUUGUCCUGUCCGCCGUUUUGGCCAUCACUGUGGCUGAGCUACAGCUGUCCGAUGAGCAGAAGGCGGUGGCCCAUGCCAAUGCAGCUUUGUGCAUCCAGCAGGAGGGAAUCACCAAGGAACAGGCGACCGCUUUGAGAAAUGGAAACUUCGAGGACAGCGAUCAAAAGGUCAAGUGCUUUGCCAACUGUUUCCUGGAGAAGACCGGAUUCCUGAUCGAUGGCAAGGUGCAGCCCGCUGUCGUUUUGGCCAAGUUGGGACCGCUGGCCGGUGAGGAUGCCGUGAAGGCGGUUCAGGCCAAGUGCGAUUCCAUCACAGGGGCCGAUAAGUGCGAUACCGCCUUCAAGCUAUUCGAGUGCUACCACAAGAACCGCGCCAACAUCUAAGCCCAAUUCUGGCGAAUUUAUUAUGUGUGAUAAUCUGUCUGUGAACUUGUUACUUAGUUUGUUCGAACCGAGUACAUAUAACCAAUGAGAAAACAAGGUUAAAAUAAGGCUUCUCGCCUUCAGGGUAAUUGUUGUUGAAAUAUUAAAAUUUAUUUUCCCAAAAAUUGUUUUUAUUAUUAUUUAAUAAAAUCUUAUUGACAAGUUAA